AUGAAAUCAUGCAUUAAAGAAGAUAUUGAAUCUUCACCAGCUGAAAUGGUCUAUGGAACUUGCUUGACACUUUCAGGAAAAUUUUUUUGUAAUUCCUUUUCAAUUGUGGUUCCUGCAAACGACUUUCGUGACAAUCUUCGUCAACAGAUGCCACUUAUUCAACCUGCUUCGCGGCACUCUUCGAGCAACAUGUUCAUUCCUGAUGAUUUCCUCACAAGCUCGCGUGUCUUCCUUAGACGACACUCUGUGCGAAAAUCUUUAGAGCAACCAUACCAGGGACCAUUCAAAGUAUUAUCUAGUACUGAAAAAUGUUUUACAAUCGAUAUAAAUGGCAAUAAAUCAACAGUAUCCGUAAAUCGCUUAAAACCUGCAUUCAUACUAGUCUACUCUCGAGAAGAAAGUCAUGUAAGUAACAACAAAGAGUCUGAACCUGAUUCUAGGGUACACCAAGCGUUCCCAACUUUUACUAAUUCUGGCAGACGCGUAAAAAUUAGUCAUCUAUAA
Stegodyphus dumicola is the source of this 504-nucleotide messenger RNA. RefSeq lists its product as uncharacterized. The record is from RefSeq and is a predicted model, not a curated record. Lineage: Eukaryota; Metazoa; Arthropoda; Arachnida; Araneae; Eresidae.